AUGAGGAGUGGCAGUUCGGAAUUACUACUCGAGCAGCAACAACAAGAGCUACGGUUACGUAAAAUCCGAGAACUGGCUCCAAAAAAGAAAAAUGGCAAUCGGCGCUUUCGCUCGUGGCGGGAACGUGCGCGUUUCUACGGCACCUCGACUCUGGCCUUCUUCUCGGUGACCGCCGGUGCUUCGCUGCUCUUCCUGGUGCCGCUCUACGUGGACCCGGCCAUCUCCACGCUGAGCCACGAUUUCAUCGAGAAUCCCACGCUCUGCACGACCACGCGUCGCGAGGAUCUGGUGGGCAUCUUCAACUGCUCCUGGAGCUCCUGCCGCGAGGGCUGCACCUCUGACCUCUACCGCUGCGUGCAUAUCUACGUGACGUUCAUCGAGCAGAACAUUACCAUUCCGGAGAACAUGACCGACUUUAGCAACUACACGGCCGACUGGGAGCAGUCCGGGGAGGCCACGCUGCUAGUGAACAUUAAGGGCUGCGGCUACCCGCCCACGGUCACGUGCAAGACCUUCAACGACUACUACGGCGCCGACGGCGCCAUCUAUCCGUGCUACUACUCGCGGAAGAACAAGACCGUAGUGCUCACGUCCUACAGUCACGACGAUCAGGUGGCCGUGAUCAUCAAUUUUUUCGCGGUGCCCUUUGUGAUAACGGUCAUCUCAUCCAUCGCCUUGUGCAUCAUGCACUGCGACUGCCGCUGCAAAAAGGACCGCAGCCAUCGACGCAAUCGUCCGCAGUGCCGAAGGCCGCGCAUUGAGAAUCUCAGCGACACUUCGAUAUCUACGCGAGUGGACAUGCUCACGCCUGCUAUUGAAGUCUACAAGCCGCCGCUCUGACAUAAGGACGACACUGUGGAGAGCAAUUUGGGGAAUCCAUCAACGAGUAGCGACUUCUAGCAGAGCCUAAUAGCGACACCCUGCGGAACCAGCUACGGAUAAUCUCUUUGUUCUUCCAACUCAGUGUCAAUCCCAAUCGAAAUCCGAACAGAGAAGAGUGGAGUGGAGUGGAGAGUCUCUGUGCAGACAGACACUAUCAGAGGUUUUUUAGGGGAAAACUAGCAGAACAGAAAUCAGAUGACACACACAGAAAUUCAUAAUUGAUCCAACUGAAUAAUUCCUAAGAUUGAUUAAAUUUAGUUACUUUUUAGCAUACGAGUAAAUGAUUUUUAAACCAAACAAAGCGAAGGAGAAACCACAUGGGAAAUGGAAAUGGAAAACAGAAAAAGCAAAGAAAAGAAAAGAAAGGAAUGGAAAACCUAGCUAUAAGCCACGGCAUGAGUGGAGUGGCAUAUUAUGUACACGAGUAUUUGUAUUGUAGCCGUAUAAAGGAUGCAAAUUAGGCAAUGUGUAAAUUUAGUUAAAAACCGAAAUCAUUAUGGAAACCAAAAGAAAAAAAUGCAAUGAAUAAUUUUUGUACCGCUGAAUGAGAAAAACAAAAACAAAAACGAAAACCAAAACCAGAAUAUAAAUAUAAAUAUAAGUGUACAAUUUUGCAUAGGUAACGAAUAAGUUUGUAAUGCAUUAGUAAUAACAGAAGAAAUACCACAACAAAAGCAACCAGAUCCACUAAAAAUGCAAAUGAAAAUUCGGAUGGGAAUGGAAAUUCGGCCAGCGGCAGACAGUUUAGGCUUCGGUUAAUUGCUCCACACAGAUCAGAUAUAGACACGCCAUGCCAUGCCACGCCUCAGUUACAUAUUAGGAUCCGCCCAUUCGUCCUAGACGAAUGCCACCCGCCCCCCGCCCCCACGCCCCCACGCCCGACCCGUUCACAAAGUGCCCCAAGUUGAGAGAGAUUUGGUCAAAUCGUUAUUCAGUUCGUUAUUGAUUUGGAGUCCCGUCUUUGUGAAAGGAAACGAAGGAAAAUGU
Messenger RNA from Drosophila persimilis, 1869 nucleotides. RefSeq names its product protein tipE (gene Teh1). Bases 1 to 840 code for a protein of 279 amino acids. The record is from RefSeq and is a predicted model, not a curated record. Gene Ontology annotation, biological process: regulation of sodium ion transport. The transcript is spliced from 2 exons. Lineage: Eukaryota; Metazoa; Arthropoda; Insecta; Diptera; Drosophilidae. Gene Ontology annotation, molecular function: sodium channel regulator activity.